Molecule: messenger RNA, 1752 nt
Organism: Tupaia belangeri chinensis (Chinese tree shrew)
Lineage: Eukaryota; Metazoa; Chordata; Mammalia; Scandentia; Tupaiidae
Product: spermatogenesis-associated protein 31E1-like
Exons: 2
Coding region: 259-1752 (497 amino acids)
Source: RefSeq, a predicted model, not a curated record
AGGCACAGCAGCUCUCUGGGUCUCGGGAGCUCUCUUAUCUCAUGGGCUUGGAGGUUACUUUACAGCAGAAAUGCAGCCGGCUUUUCUGGAGCCUCCCCUCACUGCAUAGUGAGUCCUUCGUGGCAACUGCCUGGGUCUCAAGUAAACCUGCCUCGUGCAGCUCUACUUAAGUUAAAAUCAACAAACAAUCUGACACACUUUGAGCUCAAAUGGAGGGUGAUAUUCCUUCUCAACUUCCUCAGGCCCAGCCCUUGCCUCAUGCUGCUCCUCUUCCCCAUUGUGGCUCAAAACGUGCCUCCACUUGUGGCUCAGUUCAAGUCCCAGGACUCUCUCCCCAGUUCUGUCCCAACCCUACCAUGCUCUUCUCACACUAUGGACUGUAGAACAUCUCAGCCUGCAACCCAGAAACAGGCACACUUUUUGAUCGUCACUGGAGAGCAACAGCAGGAACAGUCCUUGCAGAAUCCACAAAAAUGGAAGUCUGUAAACACUGAACUCAGAAAACCUCAGGCAUCGUUUGGCCAAGCCACUCCCAGCCUUUCCCAGGACAGCGGGGCCUCUGAGACCCACCAGUCAGUCCCUACCCUUCCUGGGGAUUCCAUCAGCCCUGAGGUCCAAGGGCAGCAGCAGAGACAUACUCAGCAGAGACUUAUCAAGUUCAGAUACCCUGAGAGUCCUCCCUGGGAAUUUCAGGAACAGAUGCAGCCUCAGGGCAAAUUCCCAGAGGAGUAUCCAUCUAGGACAAGGGACAGGGCUGAGCACUCCCAGCCCUCUCUGGUCAUGGGUAAAAGCAGCAAGGUUGUGAGGAAGGUGAGGGGACGGCCCUAUAUAAGAUUCUGUGAGGUCCCAGCAGAGGUCAAGCGAGAGAAGAGCCCAGACGAGGACCCAGGGCAAAAUCUGAAGAGGAGCCCAGGAGAUCUACCCAGAGGUUCGAGACUCUCAUCUCAGGAAGUUCUGCAGGACGCUCAGGGGGAGACAGAAAGGCCCACCACGAGGCCCUGGAAGUGUGAUUCAGACAGUUUCCUAUUCAGCAGCCCAGAUGAGAAUCAUUUCCAGAAAACACUGAAAGCCCACCUGGGCAAUAAGCUGGGGAAGGUCACUGAGGACAGGGUUCCCGUGAGUAUACGUCAAUCCUGGCUGGCAGCCAGCCAUGCUGCACCCAGGCCUGACACCUGUCUGAGCCCCAGGUAUGUGGCAUCCCGGGAGGGCCCGGGCUCCUAUGUGAACACCUCGCAGGAGCUACGCUUCCUGCCUCAGAGCACUUGGCAGAGGCUGGAGACCCGCCUGGCAAGGGGUCGAGUGAGGCCCAGGUGGGGUCCACAACUCCAGACCCUCAAGCUCAGAUGUGUCCAGUUAGGGGAGCCCCAGCCCUUACAUCUCUCAUGGUCAACUAUCCCCUUCUCAGUCAACUGUGGAUCUGGGACCAGCCUGAGAACUAAGGUGGCCGCACUCCUGGAAGACGCACCUCAGAAAGCUCCAGGACAGGAGGGGCUAACAAAGUCCAUCCCUACUGUGCAGACGCCUCUCUCUACUCCCUCACCUGCAUUUAAUAAAGUCCAAGGGACCCUGAGAAGGACUCCAGCAAGCAGCACCGGACAGUGGGCCAGGUGGUCCUCCCAGCCCCUCACAGGCAGCCUCAAGGGAAGAACUGAGCAAAGAGAGAGUGAUCACAGGGACUGGGAGAAGUGGUUCAGAACCAUGUCCAAGUCCAGCACCAGCCAGGAGUGGGCCACAGGAACAGAGAGGGAGUGA